Lampris incognitus (smalleye Pacific opah) is the source of this 4446-nucleotide messenger RNA. Its product is annotated as KIAA1549-like a. The record is from RefSeq and is a predicted model, not a curated record. The coding region runs from base 1 to 4446 and encodes 1481 amino acids. Lineage: Eukaryota; Metazoa; Chordata; Actinopteri; Lampriformes; Lampridae. The transcript is spliced from 24 exons.
AUGUUACAGGUCCCAGCUGAGCAAGAAGAUCAUGAGUCAUCAAGGCAUGCUACUCUGCCUCUGGACCCCAUGAGACCCUCCAACCUCUCAGCCAGCCCAAAGCCAGGAGACAGAGCUGGAGGCAGAGACAGACUGUUGGCCCGUGUAGGGGCUCAGGAUGGAGGUGAAGCUUUUCGUGGAGCUGGAACUGAAGCUUGGCCUGAGGGCAAAGUGUUUGCUGAGGCCAGGUCAGCAGUCUGGGCUGAAACUGAAGCUGGAGUUAAUGCGGGAAAUCGGGGCAAAGUCUUUGCCGAGACUGGGAUUAUGACUGAAACAGGGACCUGGUCUAAAGUGGCAGCUGAAUGGAGGUCAGUGGAUACGGAGGGGAUUGGUCUGUCUGCCAUGCCCAGAGGCCCAGCAGCGUGGCUGGAGCGACGGGGCCCUCAGGGCCCAGGACAGGCCCAAAGAGAGCAGGCUGCCUUCACUUCAGUUCUGACUAUGCUGUCAGAGACAGCAGAACUACAGUCACCAGCAGUGAGAAAGCCAUUAGGACUGCUAUCAAAAGCCGCCUGGACCAAAACUACUUCUUCCUCAUCAUCAUCAUCGUCAUCACCCAAGACCUCCUCCUCUGCCUCCUCAUCAAAAGCCUCCCCUUCUACUUCCUCAUCUUCACCCACUAUUACCAGAGACAGUGGGAUGGCAGGAUCAGACACAGUCUCUCUGGCUGUCAACAACACAUCCAGCACCAACACCAGCUUGAGCUCAGAAGAGUCAUUGGCCAGUCUGCCAGCGUGGGACCUCCCAACUGUCCCAGAAUCUCUUCUGUCUACGCUGGGUGACCACGAUGUUAUGCUCCCUGACAACGUCACUAGCCCUUUUUCCACCCACAAAUGGAACACCACCAUGUCCACGCACACCAGAAACACCUUGCAACGCACCGCUACGUCAACAACCGCCAACCACGCACCGUUGUCUCCCAGCGUAACCUCGACAUACAUGCCAUCACUGUCCACCACAGUGACAGCACAAACAAUACCUGGAUCGACCACAGCGUCACACACGCCAGCCACCAGCCAGGACACUGUGACCAAUGGCAGCCUUCAGCUGACGACCGUCACCACAACAACUCCCUCAACGACCACUGAAACUGUGACCGCCUCUCAGAUGAAGACACAGGCAGCGACUACUGGAGGCGUUGCAACAAUGCUACCGACCAGUGCUAUUGCUGCAGCUACUACUGCUACCAAAACCACACAAGUUACUAGCCUCAGACCAACCACAGUGGCUGUGACUCAGUCUACGACCGCCACUACAUCCACCACAGCAGCUACUCCUGUUACUACUACUACCACUACGCCAACAACUACUGCCAAUACAACUCCCCCUACCACUACAACUACGAGACCUACAACUACCACUGCGACCACAACUACCUCCACUACAGGGGUCCCCACCACCACUUGGACUGCUCCAGUCCAAACCACGAUGCCUCCGACCACCACAACAGAACCUCCAUCCAGUACCAGUGCAGAGGACAGUUCUCUGCCUUGCAACGUCACUGAGAAGUACUGGGUGAAAACAGUUCUGUCCAUCCAGUUGCGUAGGAACCGUUUGGACCUGAUCUUGAAACAGAAUCUGUCCAAAGGAUUGAGUCAUGCCCUGCAGAGAGCCCUCAAUGACAGCAGUGCAAACGUACAGGUGGAGCGAGACGAAUGCAGUCCCCAUAACGUGACACUGGGCUACUUUGUGGCGAGUGGACAAAACGUUUACAUCUCCUCAAUGGUGGUGGACGCGCUGAAUGUCUAUGGCUUUGACAAGCUGCUGUCGGACAUCAGACAGCACACCCCGCUGGUGAAGGCUGUCCUGGUGCCAGUGGCUGCCUGGCUGGCUGCCCCCAGUGUGCACCUGCAGCUCAGAACAGUGUUGCGGUUCGUUGGUCCGACAGACAACAUCUACUCCUGCAGUUUUGUCCAGAUGUUGGAGCAGAGGCUGGAGAACGCGUUUGAUGAAGCUCAGGACAAAGUGCUGGAGACCUACAGUAAACUAACUGUGGAGAUCCAGAGUGUGUCCCAGGAGCCUGGUUCUCCAUCGGUUGCUGUGGUCUACAUGGUACGGAACCAGGAUGCCGUUCUUAAUGGAACUGUCUCCAGUGGCCUCCUCAGCCAGCUGACUGCCGAGCUGGUGGGAUACUUCCUGUACUACCCGCCCCUGCUCAUCGCCGAGCCCCUAGAGUAUCACAAUCUCAACACAUCAAUGGCAACCAAGAACUUUUGGGUGAUCACAGUGAUCCAAGAUGUGGAUAGUGCCUCUCUGGACACCAACUAUCAGAGCUUUGCCAGCCUGAUGGAGCAGCGGCUGGCCGAGCUCUUUCUGGUGGCUGGGAGGCAGGGCUCUCGCACCACACGCUCUCGGAGGGCCACCACUGUGGGGGUCUACACUGUGCAGAUGGUGAGCAUACGUCGGCUGCCCGGCCCCAAGAACCCUGCAGAGAUGACCUACUAUGCCCAGCUGAAUGGAGCACCCAUCACAGGCACCACGGCUGCCAAGACCCUCAGCACACUGGACUCACAGACCAUGGCACUGACACUGGGCUAUUUCGUACAAGUACAGGCCGAACCGGUGAUAAAGACGCUGCCAAGCAAUCUGUGGAUCAUGGCAGUGCUAACCCCUGUCUUCUUACUGAUGGUGGUGAUUGGCAUGGUGGCCUUCAUUCUAUGUAAGAGAAACAGGGUCAUCUUCAAGACAAGCGCCUUCAAGACCUUCAAAACUCGUUCUAAGACAUCAUAUCGAAGGGAGGGCAGUUACCACCACCAGCCUGUCCAGGGCUUUGACUACGCCAAGCAGCACAUGGGCCGGACAGGGGACGAGGCCAUCUCGGUCACCAAGGAGACGCUGGUGCUGGGCCUGCCGGUGCGAGACGCUCCUCUGUCGCUGGACAGGAAAACCCACCAGGACGGAACAGCCAGCAAGAGGCCUCCAUCAACUGAUAUACUCAAAGGCGGGCGGUUGCCAAGCGAAGAGGACGGUUCGAUGUCGAGCAAUGGCUCGGGGAAACUGAACACCAGCAAGUCCUCCUCAGCGCGGAGGACCACAGCGAGCACCAGCAGCAAGAACGGCAAGGAGGAGCUACAUAAGAGGAACAACAACGACCCCUAUGAGGACCAUUCAGGCUCUCUACGACUGAUCACCAUCAAGCCAAUGACGGCCCAGCCCACCUACUCCUAUCCCUCCCCCUCCUCCCACAGCCAGGACUCUGUGGUCCUCAAUGGAGAUGUGAACCAUGGUGGACUGAAGCAGAAGUCAGACAUUGAACACUACAGGAACAAGCUGCGUCAGAAGGCCAGGAGGAAGGGUUACGGAGAAUUCUCUCUGUCCGAGAGCGGGAGCCAUGGGUACAGUCACCGGGACAGACACAGUCGACAUGACAGUGGGGUCAAGGAGCCAAUGACAGCUGAGGAGAAAAGGGCAUCCUUUGCAGGGUGUCAUAAAAGAUACUCCCAUCCUAGGGAGCCCACUUACUGGAGCCGUCAGUCUCUGAGCAGCCCAAGCCCGGUGGAGACAGAGAUGGAUCUGCUGGUGUUGAGAGAGAGAUCCCGAAGAGGCAUCCGCAACAAUGGCUAUGAUGGUGAACCAGAACCUUUCGAGGAGACUAACGUGGACCGUCUCAUGAGCUCGCUGGGCUACGGCGGUGGGUCUACUGGAACCGGGAACAGCAGCCUGGGGGUCAAAGCUCACCGUGGCUCCGAUUCCUCCACACUCAGCUCGCAGCCGUCUAUCGAUGAGGUCCGCUCGCAGAUGCACAUGUUACUAGGCAACGCCUUCAGCCUAGCACCCCCGGACCAUGCCCCCCCCUCCCCUCCAACCAACUCCCGCCACCACCAUCAUCACCAUGCCCACAGCGCUUACAACCCGUCCCACACCAGCCACUACAGCGAGGGGGUGACCAGCGCCCCAGGGACCAUGAACCACCCCUGUGUGGGCAGGCAGAGGAGCGCCGCCGGAUAUGAGGACAUGCACCAGUGUAGCCUGCCCAAGCCGGGUUUCAGGUUCACCCAACUUCCUGACAUGGGCAUUGGGCCUCCUCCACCUCUGAUCCCCUCACGACCAGCACCACCUACUGUAACCUCACUACGACGCUCUACCCCAGAUGUGAGUCUGAAGCCUCGUGUGUCAGAGGCUUUGGACCUGCAGGGCCAGCAGCACAAUGGCGUCCCCUAUCUGCCACUGUCCAGAGCUCCUUUCCCUGCUGUCACUGUAGACCAGUCCAUUACCACCUACUCAGGAAACCCAAUGACAGCAGUCUAUGCCAUAUCAGCCAAUCGUCCAGGUUAUUCAGACUACUUUGUCAUGUCCCCGCCCUCCUCGUAUCGCAGUCCAUCUUGGAUGUCCUAUCCGCCUGAGCCUGAGGACCUCCCACGGCAGUGGAAUGACACACCGAACUCACGCCAUCUUGAAACCAUCUGCUGA